Ziziphus jujuba (common jujube) is the source of this 2721-nucleotide messenger RNA. RefSeq names its product phospholipase D alpha 1. Gene Ontology annotation, cellular component: plasma membrane. The transcript is spliced from 3 exons. Lineage: Eukaryota; Viridiplantae; Streptophyta; Magnoliopsida; Rosales; Rhamnaceae. The record is from RefSeq and is a predicted model, not a curated record. Gene Ontology annotation, biological process: phospholipid catabolic process; phosphatidylcholine metabolic process. The coding region runs from base 1 to 2436 and encodes 811 amino acids. Gene Ontology annotation, molecular function: D-type glycerophospholipase activity; calcium ion binding.
AUGGCGCAAGUACAGCUGCAUGGAGUAAUUGACGCAACCAUCUUCGAGAUAGAUAAGCUUCCGGGAGGUUGGUGGAUGUCCUUCCUCAAGUACCUAGAUAAAUUAAAGGAAAUAUUUGGGUAUAAAGCUUCUGCAAGACUGUAUGCAACAAUCCAUUUAGACAAUGCUAAAGUUGGAGCAACUAGACGUUUGGAAUUUGACAAAGAUUCUCCUCCCCAAUGGCAGCAAUCCUUCCACAUUUACUCUGCCCAUUUAGCCUCUCAAGUUAUAAUCUCUUUCAAAGUUACCGGUUUUCAAACUACACAAGUGAUUGGAAGAGCUUAUAUGCAAGCUGAAGAAUUACUUAGUGGAAAACCAGUAGACAAAUGGCUUGAAAUCUUGGAUGAAAAACACCAUAAACCUCUAUCUGGAGCUCCUAAAAUCCAUGUCAAAUUGCGUUUCUCUGGUGCCACAGCAGACCCAAACUGGUCUCAAGGAAUUAAAACUCCUGAUUUUCCAGGAGUUCCUUACACAUUCUUUACGCAGAGGAAUGGCUGCAGAGCAACCCUAUACCAAGACGCUCAUGUCUUAGACGAAUUCGUACCCAAGAUCCCUUUUUCUCCUGGUUACGAGCCUCAUAGAUGCUGGGAAGAUGUAUUUGAUGCUCUUUCCAAUGCCAAGCAUUUGAUUUACAUAGCAGGUUGGACAGUGUACACUGAGAUUACCUUGAUAAGAGACCCAAGGAGGCCAAAGCCAGGAGGCGGAGUCACUCUCGGAGAGCUUCUUAAGAAGAAGGCGAAUGAAGGGGUCAGGGUCCUAAUCCUUAUUUGGGAGGAUAAAACUUCUGUGGAGCACAUAUAUCCGGGAAAAAUGGCUACUCAUUGUAUAGAGACGAACAAAUACUUCCGGGAUACAAAAGUCCACUGUGUGUUAUGCCCCAGAAAUCCUGAUAAUGCCGAAAAGACAGUUGGAGGAUUUUUGUUUUCGACCUUGUUCAGUCACCACCAAAAGAUUGUAGUGGUGGACAGUGAGAUUCCUAAUGGAGAAUCAUCAUCCAAGAAAAGGAGGAUAGUGAGCUUCAUUGGCGGGAUUGAUCUUUCUGAUGGGAGAUAUGACAAUCAGUCCCACUCCCUUUUCAGGACCUUGAAUACUGUCCACCGCAAAGAUUUCUAUCAGAACGGUUUCUCUGAUGCAUCAAUUCUUAAAGGUGGACCAAGAGAGCCUUGGCAUGAUAUCCAUUGCCGAUUGGAAGGAGCUAUUGCUUGGGAUGUCCUGACCAAUUUUGAACAGAGAUGGAGGAAGCAAGGUGGUGGGGAGGACUUGCUUGUUCAUUUGAGCGAACAUGGUGACAUUUUUAUACCUCCAUCUCCAGUUCUGUCACCUGAAGAUAGUGAGACGUGGAAUAUUCAAUUGUUUCGAUCCAUAGACGAAGGAGCUGUUGAUUAUGACUGGCCUAAUGAAUUUCAUCAUAAUGUUUUUUUCAAUCUUGGUCUUGUAAAUGGGAAAGAUCAUGCAAUUGAAAGAAGCAUUCAAGAUGCUUAUAUCAAUGCCAUUCGACGAGCAAAAAACUUUAUCUACAUCGAAAAUCAAUACUUUCUUGGGAGUUCUUUCGGUUGGAACACACAAGGCCAUAACCUUGGAAAGGUUGGUGCUUGGAAUCUUAUUCCAAAGGAACUAUCUCUGAAGAUUGUUAGUAAGAUUGAAGCAGGAGAGAGAUUCACAGUCUAUGUUGUGAUUCCUAUGUUCCCAGAGGGUAUACCAGAAGCUCUUCCCGUUCAACCAAUAUUGUUUUGGCAAAUGAUGACAAUGGAUAUGAUGUAUAGGGACAUAGCUCGUGCUCUCAAAGCCAAAGGUCUUAAGGCAGAACCCAAGGACUAUUUGACAUUCUUAUGCGUCGGCAAUCGGGAGAUAAAGAAGAGCGGUGAAUAUGAACCUCCAGAGAAACCAAAAGAUGGUACAGAUUACAGCAGAGCUCAAAAGUCCAGACGAUACAUGAUUUAUGUCCAUUCAAAGAUGAUGAUAGUUGAUGAUGAAUACAUAAUCGUUGGAUCAGCCAACAUCAACCAAAGAUCAAUGGAUGGAGCCCGUGAUACAGAAAUUGCCAUGGGAGCCUACCAACCACACCACCUAGCCACCACUCAACCAGCUAGGGGCCAGAUUCAUGGCCAGCGGUUGGCUCUGUGGUAUGAGCACUUGGGCAUAUUUGAUGACACCUUCCUCAAACCGGAGAGCAUACAAUGUGUUCGAAAGGUGAACGAGAUUGCCAAAAAGAAUUGGAGCCUUUACAUCCAAGAGAAGUUAGACGAUGACUUGCCUAGCCACUUGCUCAGCUACCCCAUUGAAGUUCUCAAUGAUGGACAAGUUACAAAAUUGCCUGGAAGUGAAUUUUUCCCAGAUACUAGAGCUCCAGUUCUUGGGGAUAAAACCGAUCGACUUCCUUCAGUCAUCACAACUUAAAAAGUUAAAAAUGCAUCUCCUUUCCUCAUUCCAUUAGAGCUAUAUGUUCCUACUUUGAUUUUUCUUUUCAGUGUUUUUUUUUUUUUUUUCCUCAAUGAGUGAGAAGUUUGGUUGGACCCAUAUCUAGCUUGAGCGUGAUUCAGUUAAUGUAGUUAAUUUGGUUGUGGACCUUUCUUCGGACGUUCCUUGGAGUUACAAGGCAAAAUGUUCUUCGGAUUUGUAUGUUUUAUUCCGGUACUCUUUUUCCCUUUAGAGGUUUUCCCCACUGGGGUUUUUUCUCUUGAG